UUUUCCAUGCCAUUUAUUAAGAAGGAAGCCUACUUACCGGUCGAGCCUGGAACCAAUUAACCGUGAUGAACGAGUAGUGUGUAUCACCAAAACAGCUGGCUUGAACCUUUAAACUAAUAAAAAGUAUGCAUGUCAACUGUAUCAUCUAUUCAGACUAGAAAGAUUGCUAUAGCCAUUCAAUAACGUCAGUGGAAUAUCUGCCAUGUUUCUCCGUCGGUGAGUUAGCUCAUUAGGAUUUCAUUAUGAUUGAAUAGAAUGGGGCUAGCAUGAAGUCACAUACAAAAAGUUAGCUUCUAAGCCUCCACUAUUUUGUUUUUAUUUACUUAUUUUCUAAAACCAAAUAUUUUGUCACAAUGUCUCCGAAUUGUCUUCUGAGAAUGUUUCUCAUGUAUUAAACGUGUUCCAUCUUUUUAUUCUUUUAAAAGCUUUUUCAUUCGGUACGCGAGACCAAGUGACGUCAUAUAGCUCCACAUCGGUUCAGACGGAAUGCAACCAAUCACAGGAGGCGUUGUUGAAGAGACACGGGAUAACAGCCAAUCACCAGCCCAUGUUGGUCAGGCGGGGGCGGGUUAAUUUUUCACAGGUAGCCAUGGAGGGGAAACGACAUAAGUGGUCUUAACGAGAUAUUAGUACCCCCCAAAAGGAGCCUGGUUGCACUUUAGUUAAGAAAUGUCGAUGCGCUUGUAUGAAAUGAGCACACGGCUGCUCGGGGACGCUGUUGGCAAAAUGAACGAGAACUUAACUUCAGUGGUUCUGGCUGCUUCAGUCAUUACGCUGACUUUGGGGUACUUGGGGUACUUUGGGUACUUGAACAAGAAGCUUCUCGGACAAGGUUAUCACAAGGAUGCGAAAUACCCGCCUUACAUCCCUUCCGGUGUGCCCUUCCUUGGCCAUGCUGUUGCCUUCGGGAAAAGUCCCAUCGAGUUUUUGGAAAACGCAUAUGCAAAAUACGGGCCGGUGUUCAGCUUCACCAUGGUGGGCAAGACCUUCACGUACCUGCUGGGAAGCGACGCCGCCACGCUGCUCUUCAACAGCAAGAACGAGGACCUGAACGCCGAGGACGUCUACUCGCGACUGACCACGCCGGUGUUUGGCAAAGGGGUGGCCUACGACGUCCCCAACCCGAUCUUUCUGGAACAGAAGAAGAUGCUGAAGACGGGACUCAACGUGGCUCGCUUCAAGGAGCACGUCAAGAUCAUCGAGGCGGAGACCGUGGAGUAUUUCCAGAGAUGGGGGGACAGCGGAGAGAGAAACCUUUUCGAGGCGCUGUCCGAGCUGAUCAUCCUGACGGCCAGCAGCUGCCUCCACGGCAAGGAGAUCCGGGCCAUUCUGGACGAGCACGUGGCCCAGCUGUAUGCAGACCUGGACGGGGGCUUCAGCCACGCCGCCUGGCUCCUGCCCGGAUGGCUGCCGCUGCCCAGUUUCAGGAAGCGUGACAAAGCUCACCGAGAGAUCAAGAACAUUUUCUUCAAGGUGAUCCAGAAGCGACGAAGCGGCGGCGAGAAGAUGGACGACAUUCUGCAGACGCUUGUGGAUGCCACCUACAAGGAUGGACGGCCCCUGUCCGACGACGAGAUCUCGGGCAUGCUGAUCGGCCUCCUGCUGGCGGGUCAGCACACGUCCUCCACCACCAGCGCCUGGAUGGGCUUCUUCCUGGCCCGGGAUCAAGCCCUGCAGGAGCGCUGCUACGCCGAGCAGCGGGCCGUGUGCGGGGAGCACCUGCCCCCCCUCGACCUGGACCAGCUGAAGGAUCUCGGCCUGUUGGAGCGUUGCUUGAAGGAGACGCUGAGGCUCCGCCCACCUAUCAUGACCAUGAUGAGGAUGGCCCGCUCUGCUCAGACGGCAUCCGGCUACACCAUCCCGGCGGGCCACCAGGUGUGCGUGUCCCCAACGGUCAACCACCGCCUGGGGGACACCUGGCACGAGCGGAUGGAGUUCAACCCCGAGCGCUAUCUCCAUGACAACCCCGCUGCCGGGGAGAAGUUUGCCUACGUGCCCUUUGGAGCAGGGCGCCAUCGCUGCAUCGGGGAGAACUUCGCCUACGUUCAGAUCAAAACCAUUUGGUCCACUUUGCUCAGGAUGUUCCACUUUGAGCUGGUGGACGGCUACUUCCCCACCAUCAACUACACCACCAUGAUCCACACGCCGCACAAGCCCAUCAUCGCAUACCAGCGGAGGAAAGAGUGACGCUGGAGAGCAGAUGGAGCAUCCUGCUGCAUGACGUCACACUUCCUGUCAGGAAAAGUGUCUGAAAGGGAAAAAAACUUAAAGGAGCAUCUCAUGAUGCUGCAUUCCAGAAAAGUGGAAAAGUGCCUAAUUGGGAGCUUAUUCUGCACUUUUUAAGAUGAGAUUUGUCCCAUUUUUCCUGAAUGCAGCACAAUGACGGAGGGGGAUCGGAAUGAUGGAAAGUGGGAGCUCCAUCAUCAGACUUGCAAUGGCAUCACGGACAUGUUUGUCGUCUGUACCAGCUUCUUUUCCAUGUCACAUGACUGAGGUCCACCUUUCCUAACAUAUACGUACAUAUACAGUAGUUGCAAUAAAAUAUAUUUCCCAACUUUUUCCCAAGUGUUGG
Doryrhamphus excisus (bluestripe pipefish) is the source of this 2572-nucleotide messenger RNA. RefSeq names its product cytochrome P450, family 51 (gene cyp51a1). The record is from RefSeq and is a predicted model, not a curated record. Lineage: Eukaryota; Metazoa; Chordata; Actinopteri; Syngnathiformes; Syngnathidae. Gene Ontology annotation, molecular function: oxidoreductase activity, acting on paired donors, with incorporation or reduction of molecular oxygen; monooxygenase activity; iron ion binding.